GGGAAAAAGACAAUGUCCUACUCGCAGGGUAGUACAGGGUCGAAUGGAAUGGCCUAUAACAUUUUGAAUGCUUCGAUGAAUGCCUCGCAAUCCCUAUCCUCCACCCCUCGCGCAACUCCUCCGCCCCCGAAAGGCUCGCAGAUGUCCUAUUCCGGUUACCCAAGUGGACUCCCACGAUCAACAACAACUAGCUUUGGGGGAUAUGAUGGGUCGAAGGAUUAUGGUUCUAUGUCAUACCAGGAAGAGCACAAACCACAAAUUUAUCGGGCCGUCUAUUCUAAUAUCGCUGUCUAUGAGAUGGAAGUGAAUGGUGUUGCUGUUAUGAAACGUCGAUCCGAUUCUUGGUUGAAUGCUACCCAAAUUUUGAAAGUUGCCGGCGUCGUGAAGGCAAGACGAACGAAAACACUCGAAAAGGAAAUUGCGGCCGGUGAACACGAGAAGGUUCAAGGUGGUUACGGAAAAUACCAGGGGACUUGGGUCAAUUAUCAACGGGGUGUGGACCUCUGUAAAGAGUACCACGUCGAAGAAGCCCUCCGGCCAUUGCUGGAGUACGACUCGAACCCUGACGGCUCCGGAACUCCUGCCCAUGGAAAUAUAGAUACGCCCACCAAAGAACAAGCUAUGGCCGCGCAACGCAAGCGUCUCUACAAUGGCGGAGAGAGUCGAAGUGCGUCGCAGCCGCAACAGGGAACCUUUUUCCAAAAUAUCUCGCGUACCGCUGCCACUGCUGUGAACGCUCUCAGUAAAGCACGCUUCGACUCGCCUAGCUCGAACAGUCGUCGUCCUAGCGUGAUACGCAAACCCUCACAACAAAUGAGCAGCCAAGAAUCCGGACUUCCAUUCAGCAGCCAACAGAGCAUGUACAGCGUGUCCGACAGUGGAUUUGGAAGCCUGCAAAAUCGGCACCAGAUUCAAGAAGACCACGACGACUCAGCAGAACCUCCUCGAAAACGCAUGCGUUCUAACUCACACCAUGGCCCACCCAUCGGUCUUACCCGCGAACCAUCCAAUCUAUCCAUGCAUGAACCUACCCCCACUGAACCGAACGAUUCCUUCUACCAAGACAUGGAUAUCCCCCCUCCUCCCAUUGAUGAUGGCUCCAAGCGCGGAGUCGAGUCACUGGCUCCCGCUUCUACCCCCGAGCGAUUCCAGAAGAUGAAGCUCAUCAUGACACUGUUUCUCGAUAAGCGCACGAAAGACUUCACCAAUCAUCCUGCUUUGGUGCAAUUAACAGGUGACGACCUUGAAAUUCCUCUUGACGAGUACCGCAACAGUGCACUUCACUGGGCAGCGAUGCUCGCGCGCAUGUCACUGCUCAACGCACUGUUGGCCAAGGGCGUGAGCAUUUCACGUGUCAAUGGUGCUGGAGAAACUGCACUGCAAAAGGCCGUUGGAACACGCAACAACCUCGAUUAUCGAAGCUUCCCUCGCUUGUUACAGAUCCUCGCCCCGACGAUUGACAUGGUUGAUUACAGCGGGCGCACCAUUUUACACCAUAUCGCCAUGAUGGCUGCGACUGGUGGCGGCGGACAUGUUUCCGCAAAGCAUUAUCUAGAAGCUCUUCUUGAGUUUAUUGUACGACAUGGAGGCAUGGUUUCAACUACGAAUGGAACUCGCGAGCCAAAUGGAACUCCCAGCGUUGAUGUCAUCUCUUUGGGACGUUUUAUCUCUGAGAUUGUCAAUGCGCGAGAUGUUCAAGGCGACACGGCUCUCAAUCUGGCCGGACGCGCGCGCUCAGUCCUUGUUCCACAACUCUUGGAAGUAGGUGCUGAUCCUCACAUUCCAAAUCACACCGGUCUCCGCCCGGCUGAUUACGGAGUUGGUGUCGACAUGGUCGACGGAAAUGCACAAUCUCAGCAAACAGUGAAUCGGAAUGACACCUUUAUUGAUCAACUGGCCAAGUCAAAGAAGGAGAUCCUCGAGGCGGCAAUGUCCCAAAUCAGCGCAAUGGUGGAGGAAACACUGGGUGGGAUCGACAGAGAGCUGGCUUCGAGCUUAACACAAAAGCAGGAAAGCUUUGACCAUUGGCAUACGAAAAUCCGUGAGUCUGCCAAAGCUCGGCAAAUCGAACAAAAACAAUACGAUGAACUUAAACGGAAGGUAUCUGAACGUGUGGAACUUGAUCGUCGUAUCAAGAACUUGGAGCGGUCAUCCGAGGGUUUGUUGGUUACGGUGAAAAACACACCAGGACUAGACGCUACAAAAACAGUCGUUGUGGGUCAUGCCGACCGAGAUUCUGGGGUUGACGUUGCUACAUUUGACACACUGUUCUCUGAGAAUUUCGACCCAGCGUCCGGAUUUUCACAACAGCAGGUCGCAUUCUUGGCUGCGCUGCCAGCGACAGAUUCGCUCAGACGCCAGGCUCAAUGCUACAAAGAAUUCAACGCCGGAUUACUAGCUGAGGUAGAAGGUCUGAAGGCCAAGAACGCAGUUCUCGGCCAGAACUACCGUCGCAUGGUGAUGGCAUGCACGGGCUGGACGGCGGAGCAAGUUGACGAAGCUGCCGAGGGGCUCACGCAAUGUGUCAAGGAUUUGAAUGACAAUCCCGUCCCCGAAGACGAAGCUAUUGAAAUAUUGAUGCGGGAUCGCGGACAGGACUGGUAG
Messenger RNA from Penicillium soppii, 2604 nucleotides. RefSeq names its product putative APSES transcription factor (MbpA). The transcript is spliced from 3 exons. The record is from RefSeq and is a predicted model, not a curated record. NCBI's taxonomy places the organism in Eukaryota, Fungi, Ascomycota, Eurotiomycetes, Eurotiales, Aspergillaceae. The annotation marks the transcript as partial. Gene Ontology annotation, cellular component: MBF transcription complex; SBF transcription complex. Gene Ontology annotation, molecular function: protein binding; transcription coactivator activity; DNA binding.